UUCCGUCUUUCGGCGCAACAUGACGACGAUUCCCGAUUGGGACGAUGACUCCGAUCAUCUCACAAUUUCGAAAAUAAUCUGCAAAAUCGGCAACAACGUGCGCGACAAACAAAAAAAGAACGAAGAUGCCACCGCCGAAAUCGAAAAACUGAAAAAAAUGUUUCUCAAGAAAAAUGCUUUCGCUUCCUUAGUCGUGUGCAAAACUUUUGUGAAACUUUGCGAAAGUGCUUCCAUAGACAACAAACAAGUAAUGGCCAUCUUCCUGCCUAUGCUACAAAACUCCAGUUACGAGCAAUUCACGUCUAUCGUAGAGUGCAUUUUUGAUGUUUCCUUGCUGGCGUUGAGGAAAAGUUGCGGUACGACGUCUCGUUAUGUGUGCGAAUACAGAAUUGUCGCGCCCGAACAACAUCCGCUUAUGGCACUUUUUUCCAAAGAAACGCUAAAUGCAUCGGAAAGGCGAUAUUUUUUGCUUCAACAGAUCGAUCAGGCACUGAAUCAUCAUGAAAAGCUAAUUUUCGAGAAAUCCACGGAAUAUUUGAAGCCAGUGUUGCUUUAUGUCUUCAGUAAUUUAGUUUACAGCGACGCCCUGUGGAAAAGUUUGCUCCUAAAAAGUCGCGGAGGAGAAAUUUUCUACCAAGAUGUCAUUCUCUAUAGCAGAAGUGACUGUUCCGCCAAUGCCUUGUACACAAAUAACUUAAUUUGCAAAGCCACAAAAUAUUUUUUGAAGGUCCGCGACACUUCAGAGCUUCAAAGUUUGUCACUUUGCUUGAUUGUAUCGACAACAAAUGUCGCGGAACGAGGAAUUUCCGUUACAAAUCCGCUGCAACUCGUGUUUCAUCUACUUUGUGAGCACCUAAGUGGCUGUAAUGUCACCGGAUCUUUCACAAAUGUCGCAAUUAUGCUUCUGGCGGAUCUUUUACAAGUCGCCUCGCCUUAUGACACGUUAAUUUUAACGAAAAUCCUGAAAAAUUUGAUAGUUGAACGCGGAUUUGGCACGUCAUUCGCUUUGAAUAUGGUUCUGGAUGGACUUACACAAAAACUUUCGUGCUCUACGACGACGUCGGAAUGCGUUUCGAACAUCGAAGACAUUUUUAACUACGUUUCAACGCGAGAUAAUAACAAAAGGUUUUACGAGGAAUGCGGACAAACGAAGAAUUUGAGCAGUUACGGGUUUUUCGAUGAGCGAAUCGCGGCUUAUACCGAAUUUGAUGACUUUUUGAGGCGCACAAGUGAUGCCAAUAUGACGGAUGUUAUGAAGCAGCUCAAGAAUUUCAGUCAAAAUUAUCCGUUAAUAGCGAGAGGAUUGUUUCUGAGUAAUCAAUUGAGGUACGAUGCUUGGUUGGAAGUUCAUAAGCAACUUGUUGAGAUGAAUAAAAAGAGUAAAAAGAUGCAAAAUUCGUGGAGGAUGCCGUUUUUGUUCAAAAUUGCCAAUGAAAUGCAUCCGAAAACGAAAAAUUUGCUGUUGAAGAGUUUGCCGGACUUUGGAAAAGAUGCCGUCAUUAAUACGAUAACGUGCAUUGCGAAGACUACGGGAAAAGCGUACGCGAUAAGUCUUUAUUUGAAGCUGUGGUUGAUCGAUGGAAAGACAUUUUCCAUUUUGAGUGAGGCGCUGAAGGAGAAUUCGCAGAAAAGGACAGCGAUCGAGGCGUAUGAGACACAAAUCGCGAAAGCUUAUGUUAUUAAGCAGAUUUGUGAGUUGAAACCUACUCAACACGGCGCAGACCUAAUUCAACCAAUUUCUGAGCUCCUGAACACUCCAGAUAACGAAGUAACGAUCGUCCUCGCGAUCGAAUCUCUCGCCGUUCUUUGCGAAAACUUGGUUGUCGACAUCGUCAGCACCUGGAAUGAGAUCAGCUUCAAAUUUCGUUACGAAAAUCGUGUUCGAGUCUUGAAAUCUUUGUUCAUCUUUUUCUCAAAAAUCCCAAAACUCCAAAAAAAUUCAAAAGAAUUCAUCGAUUUCACCCGCGAAAUCAUCAAAAAGUUGUGGUCCAAAGCCUUAUAUCACAUCGACAACGACAUUUCGGUUUGCGGCGCCGCGAUCGAUUGUCUUGCUCUGUUUCCAAAAAAUCUUUUGUUCGUCGAUGACAUCCCAGCGUUACUGAAAAAAGGCUUAAAACUCGAAAAAGAGCCGGAUGGAAUGAAUUCUGGUCCUCCGGAGCUGAUUAGUUUAGAAGAUGAGGCUUUGCCGGAAGUUUGGAUCAACUUAAUGGAGAACACUUAUCGGCAAUGCAUUGAAAACGUCGCGUGUCUCGUUUCAAAUCUCAUUUCGGAAGAAGUCAAGGAGUUCCGUGGAGGUGUUUAUAUCGUUCCCGAAGGUCGAAGUGAGCCCAAGGACUUUAAAAAUCUCCCCGAGAAGAGCGUUUUACGGGCAAUUAUUCAAUUUUUGCUGCAGCAAUCGAAGCAACAAACCGCCGACGAUCACAUCAUCAACGGAUUAUUGAAAGCUUUAGCAUUUAAAUACCCAAAGCCCCUCCCUCCCCUGGAUUGGAACUUUUUGCACGAAUUUUUCCACAACGGCAUCGAUUUGAAACACAAUUGCAUCCGAAUUUUAUCGAAUCAAAUGUCUUCGUCGAAAACCGCCAAGCAAAUGAUGGAAAAUUACAUCCGAAACUUUGACAUCUCGAAUUUUCAGGAAGAAGACAUCGGAGUUUUGUAUGAAAUGUUACCAGAAUUGACUGAAUCCGCAGACGAAGCGAUUUACGGGAUUUUUGUUAAGAAGUCGAUCACUUUUUCACAAAGCUCUGACUGCUCCAACAUCUUAUUUGAGCACAUUUUGACCUCAAUUCCGGCUGUUUUCAAGAACAAAACGCUCGAAAGUAAGAAAAAUUUCAUAAAUUUGUGCGAAACUUUGGAAGAAACGAUCAUCCAGCUCGAAACUCAUGAUGAAAUCUUCAUGAAAUUCGUAAAAUUGACAAAAACGCUGCCUUUCAAGUCACUCAACAAGAUAAUAAUGAACGGAAUUCAAAGUAAAAAGACAAUUUGUUACAAAAAAUCUUUAACUUUGAUCAAAGCGGCAUGCACCAAUGCCUCCCGUGACGCUGAUAACCCCCUAAAAUGGCUCAUGCAGGCAAUCGAUGAGACCCAAAAGAAGCCAAAUCAGCAAUUAAUGACGUUAGAAACAGUAAUUGACAUUUUUUCCGUACAUCAGUCAGCGAAAAGUUGCACUUUUAUCACGGAACUCUUGACAAAUAUCCAAAAUUCCUUGAAAAAAGACUCUUCUGAGCUCAUGAAGAUGCAAGCAAAGAACAAACAAGACAUAAAUCUCGAAUCAGUGGUUGUCCUGGACAAUUGUUACUUGAUCGAAGUCUUCAUAACGUGCGUCAUUGCGUUAUCUGGCAACGGAUUUAUGUUCAAAAACUCGAUGGAUAACGAAUCGAAUCGCAGUAUCAAGAGUUCGCGUUGCUUCCCGCACAGCUUAUGCACGUUACUGACCCAAGAUUCGUGGAAAGAGCAACAAGGCACCGUUUUGGAGACACUUUUCACAUGUUAUCAACACAAAAAUGUACCCGACUUGUAUGCGGAUAUGUUCAAAAACGGCAUAAUUUGCUGCAAAAACUUGACUUAUUUCAACCAACCGCAAAUUUGGCAUCGAUUUAUCAUGGCACAUCGUUAAAUUUCAUCACUUGACGCGAAAUUUUUAUUAGAUAGACAAUAAAAAAUUGCUUUUUUAGCGUUAGAAUAGGCUGAAAAUCAACGAAAUUUUAUAAUUUUCCGAUUAAUCGAUGUCCUAGCUUGCUGUGGAGGAUGUCA
Molecule: messenger RNA, 3750 nt
Organism: Culicoides brevitarsis
Lineage: Eukaryota; Metazoa; Arthropoda; Insecta; Diptera; Ceratopogonidae
Exons: 3
Coding region: 20-3613 (1197 amino acids)
Biological process (GO): regulation of post-transcriptional gene silencing
Source: RefSeq, a predicted model, not a curated record